Brachypodium distachyon (stiff brome) is the source of this 2113-nucleotide messenger RNA. RefSeq names its product probable glucan endo-1,3-beta-glucosidase A6. Gene Ontology annotation, biological process: carbohydrate metabolic process. Gene Ontology annotation, molecular function: hydrolase activity, hydrolyzing O-glycosyl compounds. Bases 22 to 1794 code for a protein of 590 amino acids. The transcript is spliced from 4 exons. Gene Ontology annotation, cellular component: plasma membrane. Lineage: Eukaryota; Viridiplantae; Streptophyta; Magnoliopsida; Poales; Poaceae. The record is from RefSeq and is a predicted model, not a curated record.
GAUAAACACGUCGAUUAAGCAAUGGCUUCCUCCUACUCCCUCCUCGCUGCCGUCCUCUUCCUCCUCGCCGCCGCCUUCUCCUGCCAUUGCAACGUUGCGGCGGCGAAGAAGGGACACGGGCAGAAGGGGCACGGGAAGCGGGCGCACGGGCUGGGCGUGAACUACGGCACCCUCGGCGACAACCUCCCGACGCCGACGCGCUCCGUGCGCCUCCUCCGGGACGCGGGCGCGGGCGCCGUGAAGAUCUACGACGCGAACCCGGAGAUCCUCUCGGCCUUUGCCGGGACGGGGAUCCCGGUCUCCGCCAUGGUGCCCAACGAGAUCAUCCCAUCCAUCGCCGCCUCCCGCGCCGCCGCGCACAAGUGGGUCGUCAACAACCUUCCGAAGCCGAGCAGCCAUGGCCCCAAGAUCGUCUACCUCCUCGUCGGCAACGAGCUGCUCUCCAACCAGGCCAUCAAGGACUCCACCUGGGGCGCCAUCGUCCCCGCCAUGCGCAACCUCCGCCACGCGCUCCGCAAGCACGGCAUGGGCCGGGUCAAGCUCGGCACCCCCCUCGCCAUGGACGCGCUCUCCGCCUCCUACCCGCCUUCCUCCAGCCUCUUCCGCGACGACAUCGAGCUCAAGGUCAUGCGGCCGCUGCUACGGUUCCUCAACCUCACGAAAUCCUACUACUUCGUCGACGCCUACCCUUACUUCGCGUGGGCGGGGAACCAGGACACGAUUUCGCUGGAUUACGCGCUGUUCCAGGGGAAAUCGGGCGCGUUCCAUGUGGAUCCCCAGACGGGGCUCAAGUACACCAACCUGCUCGACCAAAUGCUCGACGCCUGCGUCGCCGCCAUGGCCAAGCUCGGGUUCGGGAAGAUCAAGAUGGCCAUCGCCGAGACCGGCUGGCCCAACGGCGGCGGGCCGGGAGCCUCCGUGGGGAACGCGGCCAUCUACAACCGUAACCUGGCGGCGCGCAUGGCCACGAGCCCGGGCACGCCGCUGCGGCCCGGGGAGAAGAUGCCGGUGUUCGUCUUCUCGCUGUACAACGAGGACAAGAAGCCCGGGGCCGGCACGGAGCGGCAUUGGGGCCUGUUCUACCCCAAUGGGACGGCCGUGUACCAGGUCGACCUCGGCGGCCGGCGCCGCUCGUACCCUCCGCUGCCGUCGCCGCCGCCUUCGCCGUCUCCGUCGACACCGCCGUCGCCUCCGGCGGAGCAGGGCCUGUGGUGCGUGCUGUUGCCAGGGAAGGACGAGAAGGCGGUGGCGGCGGCGCUAAACUACGCGUGCGGGCAGGGCAGUGGGACGUGCGCCGCCAUCCAGCCCGGCGCCGUGUGCUUCGAGCCAAACACCCUCGACGCGCACGCCAGCUACGCGUUCAACUCCUACUGGCAGCAGUUCAGGAAAUCCGGAGCCAGCUGCUCCUUCAAUGGACUCGCCACCACCACGACCACUGAUCCAAGCCAUGGAUCAUGCAAGUUUCCCAGCUCUCCGGCGACGCCGCCUCCGCCACCGCCACCGCCGGUGGAGCUGGGCGUGUGGUGCGUGCUAGCACCGGGGAAAGACGAGAAGGCGGUGGAGGCGGCGCUGAACUACGCGUGCGGGCAGGGGCAAGGGACGUGCGCCGCCAUCCAGCCCGGCGGCGCGUGCUUCGAGCCCAACACCCUCGACGCGCACGCCAGCUACGCCUUCAACUCCUACUGGCAGCAGUUCAGGAAGACCGGAGGCAGCUGCUCCUUCAAUGGACUCGCUGUCACCACUACCGCUGAUCCAAGCCAUGGAUCAUGCAAGUUUCCCAGCUCUUCGAACUAGCUUCGAGUCUCAGAAGCAAAGCAAUUGGACUUGCUCGAGAGGAUCAGAAGAUCGAUCACUAGGAACUAGGAAGGCCGUUGGCCCAGAGCCAUUCUUUAUUCUUUUUCCUUUUACGAAACUGCCAAGGCCAUUGACGUAAUGCCCUUAUGAUUUAUGAACGAGAGACUGUUUAUCCACGCCUAUUUACCAUUUAAUCCCGCUCUCGAAUAGUAUCAUGCGAAGCAAAGCAGAAUCCUGUUUGAUUGACCUGCUUACUCGAAAUUUGAUAUGAGGCUUUAAAUGUUGGCCUAAAAUAGAAUGUAUGCGGGAUCUUUUUGCA